AUGGAGAAGUUUGAUUGUGUUUCUGUCGGUGCAGGCUACUAUGGCCUCGCUGCCGCGAAACAGUACCAUGUGCUCAACCCGGACAAGACUCUGGCCAUUUUCGAGGGCGAGUCGAGCAUCGGCGGCACCUGGGCAGACCACCGAAUCUACCCAGGCGUCAAGAGCAACAACCUCCUGGGCACCUACGAGUUCCCCGAGUUCCCCAUGACCACCGAGCGUUUCGGCGUCAAGAAGGACGAGCACAUUCCAGGCAGCGUGCUCAACACGUACCUCAAGGCCUACGCUGCAGACUUUGGCAUCGACAAGUUCAUUCGAUUCAAUAGCAAGAUUGUAGUGGCAGAGCACCAGGAAGAAGGCGGCUGGAUCUUGACGGUCGCCGACUCCAAGGCCGGCAAGGAGUACCAGGUGUUUGCGCGCCGUUUGAUCAUGGCCAGUGGCCUUACCUCAGAAGCUUUCCUCCCACACUUUGAUGGCGAGGAGACGUUCGGAGGCCGCAUCUUCCACGGGAAGGACUUCCAGAAGAACAAGGACACCAUCGAGAAGGGCAAGACCGUGACGGUGUUUGGUGGAACGAAAUUCGCCUUUGAUGCCGUGUAUGCCUACGCGAGUGCUGGAGUCAAGGUACAUUGGGUGAUCCGCUCCUCUGGCCAUGGGCCAUGCUGGAUGUCGCCUCCAUACGUUACACCGUUCCAUCAAUGGAUCGAAGCACUUGCUCACACUCGAAUCCUGACUUGGUUCAGCCCUUCCAUCUGGGGCAGCGCCGACGGCUAUACAGGAAUUCGCAAUUUUCUCCACGGUACUGCUUUGGGCCGGGCAAUUGUUAACGGCUUUUGGUCAGUCCUGGGCAACGAUGUUCUCCGCCUGAACAAAUAUGAUGAGCACCCCGACACUGCCAAGCUGAAGCCCUGGACAUCAGCCAUGUUCACAGGCCCCAGCUUCAGUAUUGUGAAUUGGGAGACCAAUUUCUGGGACCUCGUAAAGAGUGAUCUGGUCAAUGUUUACAUCAGCGAUAUCGAUCACCUAAGCCCUGGAAAGGUACACCUUUCGGACGGCACUGAGCUCGAGUGCGACUCGAUGCUUGCUCACACUGGCUGGAAGCAUGUGCCAGCGACCAAGUUCCUCCCUGAGGGCAUCGAGAAGGAGAUUGGCAUCCCACACACGCCUCCCCACGGCCAGUCGGAAGAGGACCUCGCGAGCCAAACUGAUCUGCUCAAAAGGGCCGAUGCUGAAAUCCUGGAGCGAUUCCCCCGUCUCAAGGACCAGCCUGUCUGGAAUAAGAACUACAUCCCCUUGACUGAGCAGAAGGGAGUACACAGCGACGAUGCAGUCACCCCUUGCAAGCCUCUCACACCUUACAUGCUUUACCGUUUUAUUGUUCCCCCCUCUGAGCGCUUUCUGAAGACAAGAGACCUUGCCUUCGCCGGCGUGGUAUCCAACUUCGGAAACCCCAUGUCCGCCCACUUCCAGGGGCUCUGGAUCAGCGCGUACUUCAACGGCCAGCUUGAUAUUGACCCGGCCAAAGCAGUCGGCGACGAAAAGCUCAUGAGUGAGCUCAAGUACCAGACCAUCUUGUACAACCGCUUCGGCAAGUGGCGCUACCCUACCGAUUGGGGUAGCAACAAGGCUCCUGGGUUCAUCUUCGACGCGAUUCCGUAUCUUGACCUCUUGCAAGGUGAUCUUGGCCUCAAUAAGUGGCGGAAAGGAGGCUGGGCCGAGAUCUUCCAGGCAUAUGACCCGAGGGAUUACGCCGAUGCCAAUGACGAAUGGAAGCGGAAACAUUCCCAGAAGGACGAUGGGGCAUCAACGACUGAGAUACUUUAA
This is a messenger RNA of Clonostachys rhizophaga, 1821 nucleotides long. NCBI's taxonomy places the organism in Eukaryota, Fungi, Ascomycota, Sordariomycetes, Hypocreales, Bionectriaceae. The record is from the annotation of a GenBank genome assembly.